AUGGGUGACUGGAGCUUUCUGGGUAAUAUUUUAGAGGAAGUUAACGAGCACUCUACGGUGAUCGGCCGGGUGUGGCUCACGGUGCUCUUCAUCUUCCGUAUCCUCAUUUUGGGCACGGCGGCGGAGUUUGUGUGGGGCGAUGAGCAGUCUGACUACGUCUGCAACACACAGCAGCCCGGAUGUGAAAAUGUGUGCUACGACGAGGCCUUCCCUAUCUCCCACAUCCGCCUGUGGGUGCUGCAGAUCAUCUUUGUGUCCACACCAUCUCUGGUGUAUGUGGGUCAUGCUGUGCACCAUGUCCACAUGGAGGAGAAACGCAAAGAGCGAGAGGAGGCAGAACUUAGCCGGCAGCAGGAGCUGAGUGAGGAGCGUCUCCCUCUGGCACCUGACCAGGGAAGUGUCCGCACCACUAAGGAGACCAGCACAAAGGGAAGCAAGAAGUUCCGGCUGGAGGGCACACUGCUGAGGACCUACAUCUGCCACAUCAUCUUCAAGACACUGUUUGAGGUGGGCUUCGUGGUGGGCCAGUACUUCCUGUAUGGCUUCCGCAUCCUGCCACUGUACAAAUGCAGCCGCUGGCCCUGCCCCAAUACAGUGGACUGCUUUGUGUCUCGCCCCACGGAGAAGACCGUCUUCAUCAUCUUUAUGUUGGCUGUCGCCUGUGUCUCACUCUUCCUCAACUUUGUGGAGAUCAGUCACCUGGGCCUGAAGAAGAUUCGCUUUGUCUUUCGCAAGCCGGCCCCCGCCCCAGCCCAAGGUGAGGGCUCGGCCCCCCUGCCGCCACAAGGGAAGAGCCUGCCCCCCCUGGCUGUGCCCUCCCUGCAGAGAGCGAAAGGUUACAAGCUGCUGGAGGAGGAGAAAGUUCCCAUAACUCAUCUCUACCCACUGGCUGAGGUGGGCAUGGAGGCUGGCAGAGGGGCCCCACCCUUCCCGGGGCUGCAGGAGAAGGUGGAGGAGGUGCUGCCCAUGGGGGACAUCUCUAAGGUGUAUGAUGAGACUCUGCCCUCCUACGCCCAGACCACUGAGACAGCGGGGGUGACAUUACACGAGGAGGAGGCAGAGGAGGAAGCAGUGAAAGGGGAGGGGGCAGGGAUGGAGGCCACGGAUACGAUAGAAGACACCAGACCACUGAGCCGACUGAGCAAAGCCAGCAGCAGGGCCAGGUCAGACGAUCUCACCGUAUGA
This is a messenger RNA of Perca flavescens (yellow perch), 1185 nucleotides long. RefSeq names its product gap junction alpha-8 protein. Gene Ontology annotation, biological process: cell-cell signaling; gap junction-mediated intercellular transport. NCBI's taxonomy places the organism in Eukaryota, Metazoa, Chordata, Actinopteri, Perciformes, Percidae. Gene Ontology annotation, cellular component: connexin complex. The coding region runs from base 1 to 1185 and encodes 394 amino acids. The record is from RefSeq and is a predicted model, not a curated record. The transcript is spliced from 2 exons. Gene Ontology annotation, molecular function: gap junction channel activity.